ACACACUCUCUUGAUUCUAUAUUUUAAUCAUUUUGUACACAAUCUCUUCUAAUUUCUCUAUAUAUAUCCGUGUUUCUUCCCUCAUCUCUCCGUGCAACUGUAAGUCAGUAACCAACACGAUCGCUUGAGUUCUUUCUUUUUCUCCGUUCUUCACUGAUCUCUCUUUCCACCUUCCUUAUUCGUGCCAUAUAUAGAAAGAUUUUUCCGGAGAUAUUUCCUGUGUGAUUGCUCUAUUCGGCUUACUGCCUUACCAUAUCUGUAACGUAUCGCAAAGAUUGUGCAUUAUAAUUGUGGUUAAUAGAAAAAUUGGUCAAAAUUUGUUCUACCUUCCUUCAUUGCGUUGAUUUUGAUUUGGUUGAGAUUGGAUUUCAGAAGAAUUGCAUUCCAUAUUCAGAACCAUUUGCAAACUAUUUCAACCCUUUAUCCUUCAUAAUCACAACCAAAGGUUUCCUUGGGCUUCGAGUUUAUAAGUUUUAUAUUCUCUUCUUUUGUGAUUUGUGAUCUCUGUUCUUCCCCUGCUUUCCUUUGUUCUUUCUCUGUUUUCUACCGCCAUGGCACCCCCUAAUGAUCCCGUUAACUCCAGCUUCACUGUCCUGAAAUCUGAUAAGGACAACUUAUUUGAUUUGUCUGAUGGUAAACUCUCUCUGAAAAAUGUGCCAUUGCUCUCUGAAGUUCCUAGCAAUGUCUCUUUCAAAAGCUUUUCUUCAUUAUGUCAAUCCUCUGAUGCGCCACUUCCCUUGUUCCAGCGCGUCCAGUCCAUAUCGUUUAAGGGUGGGUUCCUUGGAUUCAGUAAGGAGGAACCAUCCAAUAGGCUGAUGAAUUCCCUUGGCAAGUUCAGCCAUAGAGGUUGUCUUAGCAUUUUUCGGUUCAAAACAUGGUGGUCUACCCAGUGGGUUGGGAGUUCUGGGUCAGAUUUACAGAUGGAGACCCAGUGGGUACUCUUAGACGUCCCUGAAAUAAGGUCUUAUGUCCUUAUAGUCCCAAUAAUUGAAGGGAAGUUUAGGUCAGCACUUCAUCCUGGCACUGAUGGUCAUGUCAUGAUUUGUGCUGAAAGUGGUUCUACUCAAGUGAAAGCAUCAUCUUUCGAUGCAAUCGCUUAUGUCCAUGUGUCUGAAAAUCCCUACAACUUGAUGAAAGAGGCUUAUAGUGCUCUUAGGGUCCAUCUCAAUACCUUUAGGCUGUUAGAAGAGAAAUCAAUCCCACCUCUUGUCAACAAGUUUGGUUGGUGCACUUGGGAUGCAUUCUAUUUAACCGUAGAACCUGCUGGAGUUUGGCACGGUGUGAAGGAAUUUUCCGAUGGAGGCAUUUCCCCUAGGUUUGUCAUCAUUGACGAUGGCUGGCAAAGCAUCAAUCUUGAUGGUGAGAACCCACAUGAGGACGCAAAAAAUCUUGUUCUAGGUGGGACUCAAAUGACUGCAAGGCUUCAAAGGCUUGAUGAGUGUGAGAAAUUCAGAAAGUACAAGGCUGGAUCCAUGUUAGGUCCUAAUCCUCCUCCAUUUGAUCCAAAGAAGCCAAAGAUGUUGAUCUCAAAGGCAAUCGAGCUUGAGCACGUCGAGAAGGCUCGUGACAAGGCAACUCAAUCUGGGGUUACUGAUUUAUCCCAAUAUGAAUUACAGAUUGAAAAAUUUAAACAGGAAUUGAAUGAAAUGUUUGGAGGAGGAGAAGAAACUAUUUCCACCCAAGGCUGUGGAAGCUGUUCUUGCAAAGCUGAAAGCUUUGGAAUGAAGGCUUUUACUAAAGAUUUGAGGGAAAAUUUCAAAGGAUUGGAUGAUAUUUAUGUUUGGCACGCUCUGUGCGGUGCAUGGGGCGGGGUGAAGCCAGGAGCAACCCAUCUCAAUUCGAAAAUAGUUCCUUGCGAAGUCUCUCCUGGACUAGAUGGGACAAUGACAGAUCUUGCAGUGGUGAAAAUUGUUGAAGGCAGCAUAGGGCUUGUUCAUCCUGAUCAAGCAGAUGAUUUCUAUGAUUCAAUGCAUUCCUACCUUUCUAGAGUUGGAAUCACAGGAGUUAAAGUGGACGUCAUUCAUACACUGGAAUAUGUGUCUGAGGAAUAUGGAGGCCGGGUUGAGCUUGCAAAGGCUUACUAUAAGGGGCUUUCGAAAUCCCUUUCAAAGAACUUCAAUGGUACUGGACUCAUCUCUAGCAUGCAACAAUGCAAUGACUUCUUCCUGCUUGGGACUGAACAGAUUUCUAUUGGAAGAGUUGGUGAUGACUUCUGGUUCCAAGAUCCAAAUGGUGAUCCAAAUGGCGUCUACUGGCUACAAGGGGUUCAUAUGAUCCACUGUGCCUACAACAGCAUGUGGAUGGGUCAGAUCAUACAGCCCGAUUGGGAUAUGUUUCAAUCGGAUCAUCUGUGUGCGAAAUUCCACGCUGGAUCAAGGGCAAUAUGUGGGGGGCCUAUCUAUGUGAGUGAUUCAGUGGGUGGUCAUGAUUUUGAUCUCUUAAAGCAGCUUGUGUUCCCUGAUGGUACCAUUCCCAAGUGCCAGCAUUUUGCCCUUCCAACAAGAGACUGCAUCUUCAAGAAUCCACUCUUUGACGGCAAGACCAUUCUCAAGAUCUGGAAUUUCAAUAAGUAUGGAGGGGUUAUCGGUGCCUUCAACUGCCAAGGAGCCGGUUGGGACCCUAAGGAACAAAGGAUCAAAGGCUACUCACAAUGCUACAAACCAAUGCCGGGUUCAGUUCAUGUGAGCGAGAUCGAAUGGGACCAAAAGAAGGACGCAGCUGAAAUGGGUGAAGCUGAGGAGUAUGCAGUCUACCUUAGCAAGGCCGAGAAACUGUUCUUGACAACGCCCAAGUCUGAAGCCAUUUUAAUGACCAUUCAACCAUCUACUUUCGAGAUUUUCAGCUUUGUGCCAAUCAAGAAGCUCAAUCUGACCACCAAAUUCGCCCCAAUUGGAGUCACCGACAUGUUUAACAGUGGAGGGGCCAUACAAGUGUUGGAGUACAAUGAAGGUGGUGCUACUGGUAAGAAUAAUGUGAAAAUUAAGAUUAAAGGUGGUGGGAAUUUCUUAGCCUACUCGAAUGUGUCACCAAAGAAGUGCUGCUUGAAUGGUGCUGAAGCUGGCUUCGAGUGGUCAGGAGAUGGCAAAUUGGCCUUGAAGCUCCCCUGGAUUGAAGAGGCUGGUGGCAUUUCUGAUGUGGCUUUUAUCUUUUAAAUUCGUGGAUUGGAUUGGUGUGCUAAGGAGUUUGAGUGCCGUUACAAUUAAGUCAUUUUAGUGUUUAAGGUUGCUAUAUAUUGUUGGAUCUGUGGAAGUUAUAUAUGCUCUCCACUAGUAUUUAUACAGUUGGCCAUUAGGGACAAAGAUUUGAUUUGGUUCCUUUGUUAAUUUGCUUUCAUUUUGAGGUUGCUUUUUUCAUCUGUUUUACUAUAUAUAUAUAUAUAUAUAUAUGAAUUGAGAA
Molecule: messenger RNA, 3396 nt
Organism: Ilex paraguariensis (yerba mate)
Lineage: Eukaryota; Viridiplantae; Streptophyta; Magnoliopsida; Aquifoliales; Aquifoliaceae
Source: the annotation of a GenBank genome assembly